Molecule: messenger RNA, 1225 nt
Organism: Suillus paluster
Lineage: Eukaryota; Fungi; Basidiomycota; Agaricomycetes; Boletales; Suillaceae
Exons: 2
Coding region: 403-1053 (216 amino acids)
Source: RefSeq, a predicted model, not a curated record
CGACGAAAGUUAGGAAAGUACAAACACUGACGGAGAUACGCUAUUGGCACAACUCUAUUACCGCUUAUCCCAGGACGAGUAUAGUGGCCCGGCGAACCUGUGUUUGAUUAUGCGCUUGGCAGCUCAUCAGAAACUGCAGUUUCGAUGCUUUCUACCGAGGUCGGCGCUGUUUUGCGAUUGAAUGAUAUGAUAAACUACACUUCACUAUAGCCGCUUCAAUUCCGCCACAAGAUAGCAAUACAUACUUUUCUGAUCAUUCUCAACGUUCCCAGAUGCUAUUAACCCCCUAUAUUUUUCAGAUCAAAAGACGCUCUCAGGACCGGUCAUUCCACGUAUGCUAUCCGGUAUAUAAAGGCAAGUUCCACGGAAUUUCAUGUUGAGCGUCCCAUAGAUUGUCCAGUCAUGUCUUCGCUGCGUCACCAAGUUGCCACUGCGCUACGACACACCUGGUGUGGAAGAGCCGCACAGUCCUUACCUGCGCGACUGUCCUCGACAAUGUCAGCUACAGUAACCGCACAAGAAUACGAGGCACUCACUAUUCCUCCAAUCUUUGACAUUUUUGACGCCCCAGUGCGCCUGGGGGAGUCUUCCGCACUUGUUGAACGAACCGCUAGUACCAUUCGCGUCGUUGCACUCGAACGCAACGGUGAAAAAUCGAAAAAUGCCGGUAGAAACAUCACCGGAACUUACCAUUUCUCCUCACUACCUCCCCCCAUCGUAUUCGAUGGGCCUGCUCGCCCGGCACAUUUAUUGCCGCGAGCCCUUGAAAAUCGUCGCAAAAUGCGGCAACGCCUAUCUCCCUCGCCUAACAGACAGGCGCAUACCCCCUCUUCCUCCUUUACAUCUCCCUCAGAGCCUGUGUAUGAAAUAUUUGAUGGACCUUCGCGGAUAACCCGCUACAAAUACCCGACGUCGUCCUCAGAGUCUUCAUCACGGUCAUAUGUUUGCCUGGCUCUGGGUAUCUCUGGAGCCUUUGGCUGGCUGGCGAUGCAGGACCAGCUGGAUCACCAGCAGCAAUCGGGACAUCUUCAUGAUCGGGUACAAAACUCGUAGUCCUCGGAAUCAUCCAUCAUUCUCUUGGCCGUAUUUAGCCUCGAAACAAGCAUCGUUUCGAGCUAAGAUCUGCGUAUAGAUCGAGCUACGAAUAGCGCGAGCCCGACCUUGAUAGAUAGCGUGGGUUCGCAGCUCAGACUGUUGCCUCGAGCUCAGUCAUGCGGCGUUCAGA